Messenger RNA from Tuber melanosporum (Perigord truffle), 1332 nucleotides. RefSeq lists its product as uncharacterized. NCBI's taxonomy places the organism in Eukaryota, Fungi, Ascomycota, Pezizomycetes, Pezizales, Tuberaceae. Gene Ontology annotation, cellular component: cytosol. Gene Ontology annotation, biological process: purine nucleobase biosynthetic process. The record is from RefSeq and is a predicted model, not a curated record. The transcript is spliced from 6 exons. Gene Ontology annotation, molecular function: methylenetetrahydrofolate dehydrogenase (NADP+) activity; methylenetetrahydrofolate dehydrogenase (NAD+) activity. The coding region runs from base 264 to 1238 and encodes 324 amino acids.
CCAUGAUAUCACAACAUGAUUCUCUCAUUCCCCUCACACCUACGUAUUAUUGUGGUGUAGCAAUGCCCACCCGGAGCCUUACUUGCACCCUUCUCGAGUGCCUUACCGCCAAGCCAUCCGCAGCCUUACCACCUUCACUAUCAAUAGCCUUACUAAAAAUUUGUCAACGUAGGAGUGUCUCCUCCAUCUUCAACCUUUCACUCCUCUGUUCCCUCCCCGCUACUCACCCGAACAACAGGGCUCUUUUAAAGAGGCAGCACACAAUGUCCACAAUAGUAGAGGACCCUGCGCCCCCUACUUGCAAAGUCGUCUACGCCUCCGCCGUGGCCGAGGGCAUACUGGGAGAAGUCAAGGACUCAAUCGAGAGGCUGGGGCGGGCGCCAUUGUUGGUUGGGUUUCUGGCGAAUGUAGAUCCCGCGGCGAGGAUGUAUGCUAGCUGGACGGGGAAGACUUGUUUGCAGAAUGGGGUAAGGUUUGAGCUUAGGGAGGUGGGUAAGGAUGAUCUUGAGGAGAACAUUAUCGCGGCGAAUGCGGAUGAUGAGGUUGGGGGGAUUAUUGUUUAUUAUCCGGUUUUUGGGAGUAGUCAGGAUGCAUACCUCCAACAGAUCACCUCCAAAGAGAAAGAUGUUGAGGGCCUCUCGCACGCUUACUUGUUCAACAUGUACCAGAACAUCCGCUUCCUCGACCCAGAAAAGUCGCAAAAGUCGAUCCUGCCAUGCACACCCCUAGCUAUCAUCAAGGUCCUUGAGCACAUCUCCGUGUACAACUCCAUCCUGCCUUAUGGUAACAGGCUCUUUGGGAAGACUGUCACUGUCGUCAACCGCUCGGAGAUUGUCGGACGUCCCCUUGCAGCUCUGUUGGCCAAUGACGGGGCAAGCGUGUACUCUGUUGACAUUAACAACGUGCAGUACUUUACCCGGGGCGCGGGGAUCAGGAGACGGCAGCAUGAGGCUCAUGACACGGACUUGAAGCUCGAGGAUGUGGUGCCCAAGAGUGAUGUUGUGAUUACUGGGGUGCCGAGUAAGGAGUAUAAGUUUCCUGUGGAGCUGCUGAAAGACGGUGCGGUUUGCGUGAACUUUUCUUCGGAGAAGAAUUUCGGGCCUGAAGUUAAGGAGAAAGCCUCGAUAUAUGUCCCGGCCAUUGGGAAGGUUACAAUUGUGGUUCUUCUUAGAAAUCUUUUGAGAGUUGUGGAGAACCGUCAGCGAGGAGAGGCAGCGGAGGGAGGGGAGAGUCUGUAGUUUUCUUCAUUUUGUUUUGUUUUUUAGGGGGCGUAAUUACAUUGGUAGAGUUUGCAUAGAGGCCCACUCUAUAUCAAUUGAGUUUACUACCAUG